Messenger RNA from Thunnus maccoyii (southern bluefin tuna), 695 nucleotides. RefSeq names its product proline rich Gla (G-carboxyglutamic acid) 2 (gene prrg2). The transcript is spliced from 7 exons. Gene Ontology annotation, cellular component: extracellular region. The record is from RefSeq and is a predicted model, not a curated record. Gene Ontology annotation, molecular function: calcium ion binding. NCBI's taxonomy places the organism in Eukaryota, Metazoa, Chordata, Actinopteri, Scombriformes, Scombridae. Bases 1 to 651 code for a protein of 216 amino acids.
AUGGCAGUUCUGUCAGCCGUGUGGAUUCCUGUGCUGUCCCUGCUGCAGCUGGCUCACUGCUCUGUCACCUAUAGACACACUCCAGUCCCAAGCUCAUCUACAGAAAAAUGUCUGUGUCCUGCAGGAGAUCCACUGUUUGUGGACGAGCAGUCAGCGACCACCUUCCUGUCCCGUUCGCUGCUCUAUAACAGCUGGGACUUUGAGCUGGUGGUGUCUGACAAUCUGGAGAGGGAGUGUGUGGAAGAGACGUGUACUUAUGAAGAGGCCAGAGAGGUGUUUGAGGAUGACACUCAGGCGGAAAUAUUUUGGACCCAAUAUGUCAACAGUCAUGCGAAUACACCCAGAGUGGAUGUGUCAGGGCUGGUGGCAGGGAUCCUGGCUAUCCUAGUGACUGCUGUUUUUGCAACUGUGCUGGGAAUCUACUGCUACAAGGCCAAGAACAAGGGUGGAAGGAGUUCAGCCCAAGUUCCAGUGAGGAUGGCACAAGACGGGCGUCCAGCCCCAGAGAUGGUGCCCCUGGCUGGCAUAAUGGCCCCAGGACUACCCAGCUACAAUGACGCUCUAAACCACAGUGGGCAGCAUGAUGCCCCACCACCACCUUAUUCAGGGGGUGCGCCAUCAGAGCCUCCCAACCCAGAAGACAACGAUUGAGAGAACUGGCAGAGCUUCUUCAUUAUGGUUGAUGGGCACUGGCG